AUGAUCAAUCAUCUUCCUGCUAAUAUUCCAAAUUUACAUAUAAUCGAAUUAGAUAGUAAUGAACUUACAUCUCUCAGUGGUUUUGAAAUGAUUACAUCACACAAUAGUACUUUGUUGUCAUUUAAUGAUAAUAAAAUUGGAUCUAUUUCAAGCGCUUCAUUAGCAAGAAUUGAUACAGUUAAUGAGUUUUAUUUAUCCAACAAUCAACUUACAGAAUUACCUGAUUCAAUCUAUUUAAUUAAAGAUUUGAAGAAAUUUAAUAUUCAAAAUAAUAAACUUGAUGCAAUUGAAAAAGAAUGGAUUCAAGAUAUAUUAGCUAGUAUGCUUGCAUUCUUUACAAAUAAUAAUCCAUCUAAUUAUAGUGAUGUUUAUUGUAAAAUUCGUAAUUAUAUGAUAAAUUUCUCACAAUUUUCAAGUCGAGCUUUUAUUAUUCUUGCAUGUUUGGAUCGUUUUCUUCUUUGUUCAACAUCCGUUCGUCAACGACAAUUUUGUCGCCCUAUUAUAGCAAUAAAAAUGGUCGUUUUUGCUAUAUUAAUCUGUGCAUGUUUACCAGUUUAUAUAUUAAUAUCAUAUAAAUCUCACCAAAUAAUCAUGCCAUGUAUGGUGACAACACAAGCUGGGAAUAUAUAUGAAACUAUUAGUAUUUGGAUGCUUAAUGUUACAAUUCCAACAUUAUCGAUGAGUAUCUUGAGUUGGUUAACAAUCAAACGAUUAAAAGCGAAUGCGAAACGUGUUGGACGUGAAAAAAUUCGUGUGAAUGGUAAAGACAGUCAAUUAGCAACAAUGCUUAUUGCACAAGUUCUUCUGUAUAUGGUGACAAAUGUACCAUAUUUUAUUUUCAUUUUUUAUGCAAAAAUCAACGAAAAUGUACCAACAUCAAGUAAAUCAUUAUAUCAAAUUACUAUUGAGUCAUUUUCAGCCACUCUACUUACAAGUUUUUUUUAUUAUGUUUUUAAUGGGUGGUCAUUCUUUGUUUAUACAUUAACUGCACCAAGUUUUCGUCGUGAAUUAUUAAUGAUAUUUUCUCGUUUAUGCUUAUGUAAAACACCACACAAUAAUAGUCAACAUACAAGAACGCGUAGUGGGCGUAUUCAUCCAAUGAAUCAAAACAUUGCAACUAUUAAUCCUUAA
Adineta steineri is the source of this 1131-nucleotide messenger RNA. The record is from the annotation of a GenBank genome assembly. NCBI's taxonomy places the organism in Eukaryota, Metazoa, Rotifera, Eurotatoria, Adinetida, Adinetidae.